CUCUGACCAUUUGGUGAAUGAGCAAAUUGCCAUCGCCGUUGAAACACGGGAGCAUCUGUCCAGUCAGCGCCAGACGUUCAAGCGGCUGCAGACGCGAUUUAAUGACAUUUCCAACAAAUACCCGCUGAUCAACAGUCUGAUCAAUCGCAUCAACAUCCGCAAACGGCGCGAUUCCUUCAUCAUCGGGCUGGUGGUGUUUCUGUGCACCGUCCUGAUGCUGUUCUAUGCGUUUAGUUAGGUGCCGACUUUUUUUCAAAUUUAUAUUGUCGUUUAUUUGAAUAAAUCGGCUUCACAGGCCACGCCCGUGCAGUUUGAUUGGCAGCCCUCGCCGAGGUUGGCAGCACUGGCGUCACUCCGAGCGGGCUUCCGGUGCCGGUCGGCCAUUUUGUGUGUGCUGACCUUGGUGGAGAGUAGUGUGCACAGGGCUGUUCCCCCCGUUUUCAGGCCCCAAAUUGGUGCGAAAGUGUCUAGGAGUGAUUGGGGAGUGUUGAAAGAAUGUCGAUCGAGUAUUUGCAAGUGGCCGAAGAUGAGGGCGAGGAGCCGAUCGAGCUCCCGACCGAGGACGACGGCACGCUGUUGCUCAGCACCUUGUCCGCUCAGUUUCCCGGGGCCUCCGGCCUGAAAUACCGCAAUCCGGAGAAUAAAUCGAUCAGGGGCGUGCGCUUGAACGAUGGCCGCUUGCAUCCGCCCCCCGAUGGGGGCUGGGGCUCGCAUAUCUAUUACUGUGUGUUUCCCAAAG
Messenger RNA from Dendroctonus ponderosae (mountain pine beetle), 739 nucleotides. Its product is annotated as TAR DNA-binding protein 43-like. Gene Ontology annotation, cellular component: nucleoplasm. NCBI's taxonomy places the organism in Eukaryota, Metazoa, Arthropoda, Insecta, Coleoptera, Curculionidae. Gene Ontology annotation, molecular function: RNA binding. Gene Ontology annotation, biological process: regulation of gene expression. The record is from RefSeq and is a predicted model, not a curated record.